AUGGAUCCAAACUGUAAUGAAGUUUUCAUUGAUGAUCUUCCCACUUGUAUUGAUGUGCAAUUCUUGAAAGAACUUUUCGAGGAUUAUGGUCACUUCCCAACAGAUUCUAUUUUCGUUAAGAAACAAACAAAACCCAACAAGGCGUAUGCUUUUGUUACUUUCAAGUCUCAUGAACUAGCGAAGCGUGCAAUCGAAGAACUCAAUUACACAAAACUAGAUGGUGUUCCAAUACGAAUGUAUUGGGGUGAUCCUUAUACAAUGAGUCUGGCGAGAUCAGAUGCUAACACUCUUUUAAUACGUGGUCUCGCAGAAAACAUCGAAGUCUCUCAACUUCACGAUGCUUUCUCUAAUUUUGGCAAUUUAGUUACUUGCAAGAUUCCUUUAACAAAUCUUAAAUCUUGCGGUUAUGGUUUAGUCACAUUCUACAGCGAAGAAGAUGCCAGAAGUGCACAGAACGAUCUUAGGGAUGCAGCCAUCAAUGGCAAGCCAGUUGAAAUUACGUUUUAUCAGAAACAAUCUCAGUCUCAAACAAACCUAAACCAAAUCAAACCAAAAAGAAAGCAGCCACAAAGUAUUUUGAAAAUGUAA
Messenger RNA from Trichomonas vaginalis G3, 588 nucleotides. Its product is annotated as RNA binding. NCBI's taxonomy places the organism in Eukaryota, Parabasalia, Trichomonadida, Trichomonadidae. Gene Ontology annotation, cellular component: cytosol; nucleus; ribonucleoprotein complex. The transcript has a single exon. The record is from RefSeq and is a predicted model, not a curated record. The coding region runs from base 1 to 588 and encodes 195 amino acids. Gene Ontology annotation, molecular function: poly(U) RNA binding; mRNA 3'-UTR binding; poly(A) binding.